UGACGCGCGCCCGCGCGGCCCCCUGCAUCCCCAGCAGCCCACAGCGCUCCCUGCCCCCCUCCCCCGCAGCAGCCGGCCUUGCCGUCCAGUGACAGCGGCCUGGGGGGGCAGGGGGGGCGGGGGCGGCCGGACCAGAGAUGCCGGCGGGCAUGACGAAGCAUGGCUCCCGCUCCACCAGCUCGCUGCCGCCCGAGCCCAUGGAGAUCGUGCGCAGCAAGGCGUGCUCGCGGCGCGUCCGCCUCAACGUCGGGGGGCUGGCGCACGAGGUGCUCUGGCGCACCCUGGACCGCCUGCCCCGCACGCGGCUGGGCAAGCUCCGCGACUGCAACACGCACGACUCGCUGCUCGAGGUGUGCGACGACUACAGCCUCGACGACAACGAGUACUUCUUCGACCGCCAUCCGGGCGCCUUCACCUCCAUCCUCAACUUCUACCGCACAGGGCGGCUGCACAUGAUGGAGGAGAUGUGCGCGCUCAGCUUCAGCCAAGAGCUGGACUACUGGGGCAUCGACGAGAUCUACCUGGAGUCCUGCUGCCAGGCCCGCUACCACCAAAAGAAGGAGCAGAUGAACGAGGAGCUCAAGCGAGAGGCUGAGACCCUGCGGGAGCGGGAGGGCGAGGAGUUCGACAACACGUGCUGCGCCGAGAAGAGGAAAAAGCUCUGGGACCUGCUGGAGAAGCCCAAUUCCUCUGUGGCUGCCAAGAUCCUUGCCAUAAUUUCCAUCAUGUUCAUCGUCCUCUCCACCAUUGCCCUGUCACUCAACACGCUGCCUGAGCUGCAGAGCCUGGACGAGUUUGGCCAGACCACAGAUAACCCCCAGCUGGCCCACGUGGAGGCCGUGUGCAUUGCCUGGUUCACCAUGGAGUACCUGCUGCGGUUCCUCUCCUCGCCCAAGAAGUGGAAGUUCUUCAAGGGCCCGCUCAACGCCAUUGACUUGUUGGCCAUCCUGCCGUACUAUGUCACGAUCUUCCUCACUGAAUCCAACAAGAGCGUGCUGCAGUUCCAAAAUGUCCGCCGUGUGGUCCAGAUCUUCCGCAUCAUGCGUAUUCUCCGCAUCCUUAAGCUUGCACGCCACUCCACUGGCCUCCAGUCCUUGGGCUUCACGCUGCGGAGGAGCUACAAUGAGCUGGGCUUGCUCAUCCUCUUCCUCGCCAUGGGCAUCAUGAUCUUCUCCAGCCUUGUCUUCUUUGCUGAGAAGGAUGAGGAUGACACCAAGUUCAAAAGCAUUCCAGCCUCUUUCUGGUGGGCCACCAUCACCAUGACAACUGUUGGGUAUGGAGACAUCUACCCCAAGACUCUCCUGGGGAAAAUUGUUGGGGGGCUCUGCUGCAUUGCAGGGGUCCUGGUGAUUGCUCUUCCCAUCCCCAUCAUUGUCAAUAACUUCUCUGAGUUCUACAAGGAACAGAAGAGGCAGGAGAAAGCAAUCAAACGGAGAGAGGCUCUGGAGAGAGCCAAGAGGAAUGGCAGUAUUGUAUCCAUGAACAUGAAGGAUGCUUUUGCCCGGAGCAUUGAGAUGAUGGACAUCGUGGUUGAGAAAAAUGGAGAGAAUACGGGUAAGAAGGAUAAAGUGCAAGAUAACCAUUUGUCUCCCAAUAAAUGGAAAUGGACAAAGAGGACACUGUCGGAAACCAGCUCAAGUAAGUCCUUUGAAACCAAGGAGCAAGGAUCCCCUGAGAAGGCCAGGUCAUCUUCUAGUCCUCAGCAUCUGAACGUCCAGCAGUUGGAAGACAUGUACAAUAAGAUGGCCAAGACCCAAUCUCAACCCAUCCUCAAUACCAAGGAGUCAACAACGCAGAGCAAACCAAAGGAAGAACUUGAAAUGGAGAGCAUCCCCAGCCCCAUAGCCCCUCUGCCCACUCGUACAGAAGGGGUCAUCGACAUGCGGAGCAUGUCGAGCAUUGAUAGCUUCAUUAGCUGUGCCACAGACUUCCCUGAAGCCACCAGAUUCUCCCACAGCCCUUUGGCUUCACUGCCCACCAAGACUGGGGGCAACAUGGCCCCAGAGAUGGGCUGGCGGGGAGCUCUGGGUGCCAGUGGUGGUAGGUUUGUGGAAGCCAACCCCACCCCUGAUGCCAGCCAUCGCUCUUUCUUCAUCGAGAGCCCCAAGAGCUCCAUGAAGACCAACAACCCCUUGAAGCUCCGAGCGCUUAAAGUCAACUUCAUGGAGGGCGAUCCCGGGCCCCUAGUCCCCGUUCUGGGGGUGUACCAUGACCCUCUUAGGAACCGGGGGGGCGCUGCAGCUGCUGUUGCUGGACUGGAGUGUGCCACCCUCUUGGACAGGACUGUGCUGAGUCCAGAAUCCUCCAUCUACACCACAGCAAGUGCUAGGACACCCCCCCGGUCGCCUGAGAAACACGCAGCAAUAGCAUUCAACUUCGAAGCAGGUGUCCACCAGUACAUUGACGCGGACACAGAUGAUGAGGGGCAGCUGCUCUACAGUGUGGACUCUAGCCCUCCUAAGAGCCUCCAUGGGAGCACCAGUCCCAAGUUCAGCAUCGGGGCAAGAUCAGAGAAGAACCACUUUGAAAGCUCCCCAUUACCCACCUCCCCUAAGUUCUUAAGGCAGAACUGUAUUUACUCUACAGAAGCAUUGACUGGAAAAGGCCCCAGUGGUCAGGAAAAGUGCAAACUCGAGAACCAUAUCUCCCCCGAUGUCCGCGUGUUGCCGGGGGGAGGGGCCCAUGGAAGCACACGGGAUCAGAGCAUCUGAACUACCGCGCUUGGAGGAGAGACUUGUGGCGAGGUCCAAAGAGGAGUGCUGUCCAGCUUACCUGCCAUAGAGCUUUUCUGCACAAACUCUGAAACAGAAAGGCUCUGCAAAGCCCUCAGAAAGAAGAGAGACUCCAGAGAAAGCUCCCUAAGACUUUGAGAGCCAUGACAGGUCCACCAGAAUGAAAUUGGCCAAGCCAUAGGUAUGGCGUCUCCUUGUCACAACUCCACUGCCCUCUUUGGGAGAUGACAUGAGCAGGACUCACGGCCACCAUUACCACAUUCUAGACAGAACCAAGGCUACCUACUCCCCAUUCUUCUCCCAUCGCUCUCCAUCACAGCCUCUGAGGGCAACACCUCCAUUCCUCCUAGCUUCAGCUGGAGGAGGAUGCUGGAACAAGUGGCUGGUAUCGCAAGAGUGGGUUGACCAAUUUGGUUUUGGGUGUUGCCUGGCCACUUCUAGGAACUCCUGUCCAUCAUCUCCUGGAUGGAUCCCACUGUUAGAAGGCAACAGGGAAUGCUUGCGACUUGGAGAAAUCUCUGCGCCAUAAGCCACGAUCCCAGCACAAAACCCUUACUCAAAUGUCUUCAUUGACUUCAGUAUUCCGUAAUACCUGAGAUUUUAUUUUGAGAUAUCAUCAGGGUGAGUUGCACCACUUGUACUCAAUUCUAAUUGCCCCCUGGCAGUCUGGGAAGGGUUCAGAAAGCGGGCACUCAGCCAACACUAUGAACUCUGAGCAUUGCUUUAGGGCUGUGGAAGGAAAACACUUUCUGUGCAUCACUAGUGUAGACUGAAAACAUACGCAAGUGGCACAUAUGCAAAAGAAAUAGCUUAUUCAAAGAGACUGUAUGUUACUGAAGAACAGAAUAAAAUCUGAUUUUUUUUUUACUUGCAAAAAGGAAAGGAAAAAAAAAUCCCCAGUUGAAAUGCCCAGUUCAAACUUUUGAAUACUUCCUGCUAUGGCAGGGAAAGCAUCUACUAUAAUAGAAAUUCUUUCUUGU
Equus quagga is the source of this 3712-nucleotide messenger RNA. RefSeq names its product potassium voltage-gated channel subfamily B member 1 (gene KCNB1). Gene Ontology annotation, biological process: protein homooligomerization; potassium ion transmembrane transport. The record is from RefSeq and is a predicted model, not a curated record. NCBI's taxonomy places the organism in Eukaryota, Metazoa, Chordata, Mammalia, Perissodactyla, Equidae. The coding region runs from base 138 to 2711 and encodes 857 amino acids. Gene Ontology annotation, molecular function: delayed rectifier potassium channel activity; protein binding. Gene Ontology annotation, cellular component: membrane; voltage-gated potassium channel complex. The transcript is spliced from 2 exons.